This is a messenger RNA of Zingiber officinale, 1193 nucleotides long. RefSeq names its product haloacid dehalogenase-like hydrolase domain-containing protein Sgpp. The record is from RefSeq and is a predicted model, not a curated record. The coding region runs from base 163 to 900 and encodes 245 amino acids. NCBI's taxonomy places the organism in Eukaryota, Viridiplantae, Streptophyta, Magnoliopsida, Zingiberales, Zingiberaceae. The transcript has 5 exons.
CAUUUAGUAAAAUACCGUAAUUACAGCUGUUGUAGAAACUAGAAAGCAAAGUACGACACGCAAAAUAACUUCCUGCUUUUUUGGCGUGAGAAGAGAUUUCAGCGUUCUCCAAUCCUUCCGCAUUUCUCUUCACUUCGUUGAUCUCCCUUAGGAAUUAGAUCGAUGUCGAUCUCUCAAAACUCACACGCUCCCGAAAGCUCUCUUGCUAGGCUUGCUCCGGUUGAAGCGGUUUUAUUCGAUGUCGAUGGAACUCUGUGUGAUUCUGACCCCCUUCAUUAUUUUGCUUUUAGAGAGAUGCUUUCAAAGAUUGGUUAUAACAAUGGAAUCCCCAUAGAUGAAGAAUUUUUCAUAAAAAAUAUUUCGGGAAGGCACAAUGAUGACAUUGCUAGUAUCUUAUUUCCAGGCUGGGAUUUUGAAAAAACUGCUAAAUUUGUAGAUGACAAGGAAGCUAUGUUUAGAAGGAUUGCGACCGAACAGUUAAAGCCAAUAGACGGCAUCCACAAGCUAUGCAAUUGGAUUAAGGAUCAUGGCCUGAAGCGUGCAGCUGUAUCCAAUGCGCCGAGGGCAAAUGCAGAGCUUAUGAUCUCGAUGCUUGGUCUUUCAGACUUUUUCCAGGUUGUCAUAGUUGGAAGUGAAUGCGAGAGAGCCAAACCUUUCCCUGAUCCUUACCUGAAGGCCCUCAAGGAGCUCAAUGCAUCGGCUGAACACGCAUUUAUCUUCGAGGACUCAGCAUCAGGAAUAAAAGCCGGAGUGGCUGCGGGAAUGCCCGUUAUCGGCUUAACGACGAGAAAUCCAGAGAAAUCUCUGAAGGAAGCAGGAGCUACCUUCCUCAUUAAGGACUAUGAAGAUCCAAAGCUUUGGAAGGCAUUGGAAGAGUUGGAAAAGAUGGAGCAAUCCUGAGAUGCCAAUUUUAGUGUUUCCAAAUCAUUCAAAGAAAAAAAGAGAGUACGACAUCGAACACUCGAUCUUUUCAUUGUUGUUAGCCGCAGAAUAGAAGAUCGAGAACUCUGCAAAAAUAAUUUUUGAACCAAUAAGAUAUGUUGGUGAAAUCUAGAUAUCGGAUGGCUGAUUCACCAAAUGGUCAUUUUAUAUUGUCUACAUUUAUUACUCAUGAAUCGAUUUAUUAUGUACUUUUUAAGAUUGAGCUACACUGUCUGUCUGAUGAUUAAACAACUAUGCGACCAAUUUUAUCA